Messenger RNA from Lingula anatina, 993 nucleotides. RefSeq lists its product as uncharacterized. Gene Ontology annotation, cellular component: trans-Golgi network. Lineage: Eukaryota; Metazoa; Brachiopoda; Lingulata; Lingulida; Lingulidae. The record is from RefSeq and is a predicted model, not a curated record.
UUCACAGGCAGGACACAAAUGGUAACACGCCCAGAAAACCGCUCAAAAUGGCUUCCUGCAACUCUGUCACUACUGCAGGCGUUGUGUUAGUGCCGUACCUGCUACUACUUUGUUUUAGCGGCGGCGCUACGUUAAAGUGUACGAAGACGGGACCGUGCAGUUGUUCCAGUAGUGAAGGCGACAUUGAUCUUUCGCCGUUGGCUAACUCGGACGGAUCACCCAGAUUCAAGGACGUUGCGCCAACAGCCCCUGCUGAUUACGCCGUCUAUUCCUGGAACCCAUGUACGGAUUUCACAGAGCCGGUUCAAUCUUCCAAUGCUGUUUGCAACAACAUCGCGGUAUGUCAAAUCUAUGGGUCAGGCACAUCGUACACUUAUGGCUACUCUCUUGGAAAGCAGGAAUCUGCAACCUUCACCAAUGACGACGCUGGACAGGUGGUUUUAACUUACACUGACACAGGUUCAAACAGGAAUGCCAAAUUCACGCUGAUAUGUGACAGAAACGUCGAUUCAAAGCUUGACGUCAUAGGCGAAGAUCAAAAUAAUAUAAAUGUCCACACAUUCAAACUUACCACCAAAUACGCAUGCGUAGGCAAAAGUGGGCCGUCUGGCGGCGGACUGAGCGGGGGAACCAUUCUGAUUAUAAUAUUUAUCUUAGUAGCAUUUCUGUAUUUUUUCCUUGGCAUGUUUGUAAUGGUGGCGUACUACAAGGCACGUGGUACUGACAUGAUCCCCAAUAAAAACUUUUGGAUGGGAUUUCCAUUUCUUGUGAAGGACGGGUGCGUCUUCGUGUUCCGCGGGUGCAAAUCCGGUGAGGGCUCAUACCAAAAAGUAUAACGUCAACUGCAAAAACUGAGAUCCAUUACACAUGUGCCCAGAUCUAUUUUUGAAUUUGCAAUUUAGGUUUAACUUAUUUGCUUCCGGUACAUUCGCUAUGGUUAUUCGCUGUAAUUAUCUUUAGGCAGACAGUGCAAGUCCAAAAAAAAAAAAAAAA